Peronospora matthiolae is the source of this 447-nucleotide messenger RNA. NCBI's taxonomy places the organism in Eukaryota, Oomycota, Peronosporomycetes, Peronosporales, Peronosporaceae. The record is from the annotation of a GenBank genome assembly.
AUGGGCAUCCAUGCUGUUAGCGUCAUGCUAGAGGCUCUCAAUAGAGAUGCCCAACAUGCUACUAUCGCCAAGUUCAUUCAAAAUGAACUUGACGCAGAACGCGAGAAAGUAGCCUUGCUUCACCAACAAGGUUCUCAACAAGCAGAGUUGUUGAGAGAACAAGGUGCUCAACAGUUUGAACUGUUGAGACAGCAGCAGGCUGCUGCUGGCGGGUCGAUGCACUCGCGUCGGCCCGAGACUUUGAAGAUUGACAUCUCAAAGUAUAGGGGGGUCGAAGAAGACUCCCUCUUGAGAUGGUUCGUCGAAUUGGAUGACGCCAUAAGGGCGCGUCGCAUCGACGACGGGGAUAUGCAAGUUGCAUUUGCCCAGUCAAAUCUGGCAGGACGUGCCAAGACUUGGGCACUGGGGCUCAAGCUGCACGACCCAUAUGCGUUUGGGUCGUUAUAA